AUGGGUCGCGUUAUUAGGGCACAGAGGCGAUCGCACACUAUCUUCAAGGCGCACACCCACCACAACAAGUCCCCCGCCCGCUUCCGUGCUCUCGACUUCGCUGAGCGCAAUGGCUACGUUCGCGGUAUCGUCAAGGAAAUCAUUCACGACCCCGGCCGUGGUGCUCCCCUCGCCCGCGUAGUGUUCCGUGACCCAUACCGCUACAAGCUUCGCAAGGAGACUUUCAUCGCCACCGAGGGCCUCCACACCGGUGCCUUUGUCUACUGCGGCAAGAAGGCACAACUCGCUGUCGGCAACACACUCCCCGUCGGCCAGUGCCCCGAAGGUACCAUUGUCUGCAACGUCGAGGAAAAGACCGGAGAUCGGGGUGCUUUGGCCCGCACAUCAGGGAACUACGCUACCAUCAUCGGGCACUCCCCGGAUGAGGGCAAGACAAGAGUCAGACUGCCCAGUGGUUCCAAGAAGACCAUCUCCAGCGCUGCCCGUGCCACUAUUGGCAUCGUCGCUGGUGGAGGACGUAUCGACAAGCCGUUGUUGAAGGCUGGUCGUGCAUUCCACAAAUACAAGGCCAAGCGUUACAACUGGCCCCGUACUCGUGGUGUUGCUAUGAAUCCCGUCGACCAUCCUCAUGGUGGUGGUAACCAUCAGCAUAUCGGAAAGGCGUCCACCAUCGCCCGCUCCGCCGUUCCUGGACAGAAAGUCGGUCUCAUUGCCGCCCGCCGGACUGGUCUCCUACGUGGUACUGUCAAAGUCAAGGAAGUUUAA
Molecule: messenger RNA, 765 nt
Organism: Pleurotus ostreatus (oyster mushroom)
Lineage: Eukaryota; Fungi; Basidiomycota; Agaricomycetes; Agaricales; Pleurotaceae
Gene: RPL2A
Product: 60S ribosomal protein L2A
Exons: 5
Coding region: 1-765 (254 amino acids)
Biological process (GO): cytoplasmic translation
Cellular component (GO): ribosome; cytosolic large ribosomal subunit
Molecular function (GO): structural constituent of ribosome; RNA binding
Source: RefSeq, a predicted model, not a curated record